Messenger RNA from Gadus chalcogrammus (walleye pollock), 2018 nucleotides. Its product is annotated as 14-3-3 protein beta/alpha-1-like. Gene Ontology annotation, cellular component: cytoplasm. The transcript has 6 exons. Gene Ontology annotation, biological process: signal transduction. Bases 303 to 1037 code for a protein of 244 amino acids. NCBI's taxonomy places the organism in Eukaryota, Metazoa, Chordata, Actinopteri, Gadiformes, Gadidae. The record is from RefSeq and is a predicted model, not a curated record.
AUUACCAGGGUUAACCCUUGCCAGUUACCUAACCCCCAUGCUAAUGCUAUAUAAUAAUACGCAUCACUGCAUUAACUAAUGUUCAUCGGUUAAUAAAUGAACCCUCAUUGUAAAUGUAACCCUGUUAGUUGUGGGCUGAUGUUGCAUAAUGCAGAUGUAGGGUGUAGGGAGGAAACACAAGUGUCAAGGUAACGGAAGUGCUGCUGCCCUGAACGAUACGCGGAGAAGACGGAGGAAGGAGGCUCGAUCGUCCAGAGAAAAAACAAGAUUUAAAGUCGCCAAUAUAUUAAGUGUGACAGAAAAUGGACAGGAACGACCUGGUACAGCAGGCCAAGCUUGCAGAGCAGGCUGAGCGCUAUGAUGAUAUGGCUGCUGCCAUGAAGUCUGUAACGGAGCAGGGAGUGGAACUCUCCAAUGAGGAACGCAACUUGCUCUCUGUUGCCUAUAAGAAUGUGGUCGGGGCACGCCGUUCAUCUUGGCGUGUCAUCUCCAGCAUUGAGCAGAAAACUGAGGGCAAUGAGAAAAAGCAGCAGAUGGCACGUGCAUACCGGGCGGAGAUUGAAACCGAGUUGCAGUCCAUCUGCAAGGAAGUGCUAGCACUCCUGGACAAAUUUCUGAUUGAAAAUACAACUGCUCCUGAAAGCAAGGUCUUCUAUCUGAAAAUGAAAGGGGAUUAUUUCCGAUACCUUUCUGAGGUAGCAUCUGGUGAUUCCAAGAAAGAAACAGUGGAUCAGUCACAGGAGGCCUACCAGAAUGCUUUUGACAUCAGCAAGAAAGACAUGCAGCCAACGCAUCCCAUUAGGCUUGGUCUGGCCCUCAACUUCUCAGUCUUCUACUAUGAAAUCCUCAACAGCCCGGAAAAGGCCUGUAACCUGGCAAAGACGGCAUUUGACGAAGCCAUUGCUGAACUUGACACUUUGAAUGAAGAUUCCUACAAAGACAGCACCCUGAUCAUGCAACUACUAAGGGACAACUUGACUCUGUGGACAUCAGAAAGCCAGGGAGAUGAGGGAGAGACCGGAGAAGGGGAAAACUAAUGAAAUUGCACUGUUAAUCCACCUACACUCUUUAUCUUAAACACAGACGGCUUAUAUUCAUCCCCUCCACUCCAUCAAACCCUUCCCCUUCUGUAUGACAAGCAGACUGAAUUGCUCCUGACCAACUAGUUUACCCCUCUCAGUUCGCUGAGAGGUGACAGGUCCAUGUCGCAGUAUUCUUUUUAUUUUAUUUUAUUUUUGCUUUGUGUGGAUGCAUUUGCAAGGUUCUGUGUGAUUUUUGGAGAGGAACAUGGUGUGACUGGUUGUGAAUGAUGUAUGUGUAUCGGGGGAGGGGGAGAAUUCUAAUCAUCCUUCCUUAAUUCAUUUGCCCAAGCUAGUUUGUUGUGCAUUUUUCUUCCUUUUUUGUUACAUACUCUUUGUGUGAUUUGUCAUGGAAUUUACAGGUUUUCUGGUAUGGUUACUAAACUGGCAGUUGAUUUUUCACCAAACACUGUGAUGCUAUAUAUUAAAUGCUUCACAGACUAAAUUGUUAAUAAAAAAAAAGAAAGGACACUGUACAAUCCUGUAUUUUACUAACUGCAAUUCUGCUGUGAGCUCAUACAGAAAGGAGAGAGGCUGUAUUGUGACACUGGCAUCUUGUUGAUAUACUUUGAUUAUGUUCACAAAUUCACAAAUUUAAAGUUUGAUUAAGGGACCCUUUUAGACUGUCGUGUAAGAUUCCUUAACCUCAGACAUUCCACUUUAUUAGGCUUUUUGAAAGGCAGUGCUAUUUUUAAUUAUUUUGAAAGUGGAUUGUCAUAGUUGUACUCACUAUUCAGGUGCUGCUUGAAAUCAGUGCUGCUUGAAAUCAGUGCAAGACAAAAUCUGUGCUUCAAUGUGGUCCAUGUAUUUUCAAGUUAGACUAUCACGUGUAUGUAAUCCUUGAAUAACCUUUUAUUGAUGUUGAUUGAAAUUGUCUUUAUCACACUGUAUCAACCCUGCUUGCAAAAUAUUCCUCUUUAAACAGUUAUUUUCUCCAAA